Ceratitis capitata (Mediterranean fruit fly) is the source of this 2123-nucleotide messenger RNA. RefSeq names its product serine/threonine-protein kinase RIO1 (gene RIOK1). The record is from RefSeq and is a predicted model, not a curated record. The transcript is spliced from 3 exons. Gene Ontology annotation, molecular function: ATP binding; protein serine/threonine kinase activity. Gene Ontology annotation, cellular component: cytosol; preribosome, small subunit precursor. Gene Ontology annotation, biological process: maturation of SSU-rRNA. Lineage: Eukaryota; Metazoa; Arthropoda; Insecta; Diptera; Tephritidae. The coding region runs from base 112 to 1902 and encodes 596 amino acids.
UGUUAUAAAUAAAAUAUUUAUAACAUUCAACCAGUAGCACGUGUGAAAAUAUUAUUUAAUUUAGUUUUAUUCAGUAAAAAAUUAAUACACUGCGAAUAAGAAAAUAUCGCAAUGUCGGAGUUAAAUGCGCAUCAAUUCAGUGAUGCUGAAGAGGACGAGGAAAUUCCAUAUAAGAAUAACUUAGUUAAUAACUUCAACAAGCUAACAGUGAAGCAUGUUAUGUUUAAGGACAUAAAGGAUGACAACAGCGAAAAGGACGAUUUCACGGAAAUAAUAGACAAUGAAAAUACGGAAGAUCAAGACGACGAAGAAGAUUAUGAGUACAGUGAAGGCAGUGAUGACGCUUAUGAUUACGAGGAAUCAUAUACGGGUUAUCAAAAACACAAUGGACAAACUGCACAAAUUUCACUCAAUCACUCUGGACACACUAGUACUACUAGUGGAACGCAGUCGAAUCGUUUGAACAGUUAUCAACCUAACGAAAAAAUAUUACGCCGUUAUUCUGCACGAAUUAAUGUGGAAAAAUAUGAUCCCAAUGCUAUUAUGAGUGCACAAGCUGCCAAUCGUUUGGUGACAUUCGAUCGUCGGCAAGAAGCUGAACGUGUACGCGCACGUGAUAAACAUGAUCGUGCUACUGCCGAACAAGUGAUGGAUCCACGUACACGCAUGAUACUUUUCAAAUUGUUAAAUCGUGGUUUCAUACAAGAGAUAAACGGUUGUAUUUCUACUGGCAAAGAAGCGAAUGUCUAUCAUGCUGUCUCAAAAGACAAUAAUGAAUACGCUAUAAAAAUCUACAAAACUUCCAUAUUGGUAUUUAAAGAUCGUGAUAAGUAUGUAUCUGGAGAAUUUCGUUUCCGUCAUGGCUAUUGUCGUCAUAAUCCACGUAAAAUGGUACGCACUUGGGCAGAGAAGGAGAUGCGCAACUAUGUACGCAUGCAUAAUUUCGGUGUGCCUGUGCCCGAACCUAUAGUUCUGCGUUCACACGUACUGGUAAUGAGAUUUUGCGGUAAAGAUGGUUGGCCAUCACCUAAAUUGAAAGAUGUGGAGUUGUCUGCAUCUAAAGCGCGUGAACUGUAUCGAGAAUGUGUUGUGCUUAUGUGGCGCAUUUAUAACAAAUGUAAAUUAGUGCAUGCAGAUUUAUCCGAAUUUAAUAUUCUAUUACAAGAUGACCAGCUGAUUAUAAUCGAUGUGAGUCAAUCGGUUGAACAUGAUCAUCCACAUGCAUUUGAUUUCUUGCGUAAGGAUUGUGCAAAUAUAUCGGACUUCUUCCGUAAGCGCUCUGUAGCCACAAUGACGGUAAAGGAGUUAUUUGACUUUAUAACAGAUCAGUCAAUUACGGAAGAAAAUAUGGAAGUUUGCUUAGAGCGUAUAUCUGAAGAGAUCAAAGAUCGUGAUUUUGAGGCAAUCACGGCGCAAGAAAAAAUCGAUGAAGCAGUAUGGCAGAAUACUUACAUACCAAAGAGAUUGGAUGAGGUGCGCCACUUUGAACGUGAUGUAGAUAAAGCGAAGAAAGGUGUCAAGCAAAAUCUCAUUUAUGGCAAAAUUACUGGUUUGAAUGGCGAACUGAAUGUUCAACAAAAACCAGAUAUCCUUAGUAAAACUGACGAAACUGCUAAAAAGAAGAAUUCACAAGAGAACAAAGAAAAUAUUUCAAAUGCCACAGGAAACACAGAUAAAACAAGCGGCUCCAGUGAAGAAGAUGAUGAUGAAGAUGAAGAAGCAGAUUCCGAGGAAGAAGGUGGUACUGGUUUUGUGAAUUCAGCACGUCCACGCGAUGAGUCGCCUGAUAGUAAAAAAGCGCGUAAGAAGGCUGUUAAAGAGGCGAAAGCGGAAAAGCGCAAAGUCAAAGUGAAAAAGCAUGUGAAGAAACGAAAAGAAAAAGUGGCGACCACGCGCAAAUAGGAAUAAGCAACCAUAUACUCUUUAUAAUUUUUUUUUUGUUUCUUUUAAACUUUAAUUGUAUGUUAAUAUUAAAUAUAAACAAAUUUAUCGCAUGUAAUUAACACAAAAUGUAUGACGUACAUAUAGCUUUUUUGUAUGUAAUACACGCUGUUUUAUGCGGAUCAUUGUGUAAAAACCAGCUAAAAAGCAAAAUAAAUUGGAAAGUUUAUUUUAAUAUAAAA